GAAUUUUAUUCCAAAUUUUCUAUAAAUGCAAUUUAAUAUACAUGUAUAUCAAAACUAUAUCACAAGUUCUUUACAAAUCGAAAAUUUUCUGAAAAUCUAAAAAAUUAUCGAAAAAUAUUCAUAAAUAAAAAAUUUCUUAAUAUUUUUGUAAAUUCGCCUGGUAACCAUACAAAAUCCAACUGUCACUCUCUCGUUCUGUCUUGUAUGAAGAAGAAAGUAACAAAGAAAAAUUGUAACAAAAACACACACACACUCUACAAACAUACAAUAAAAUAAAUUUUUGUUAUCUGUGCGAAAUGUUUGCAUUUUUUUAGUUAAUUUAAUCACAAAUUUUUCAUCAUACUAGUUGUACACACUUUUUAUUAUCCGAGUGACUAAUUUCUUUAAAAAAAAUUAUAAAUAUUUAGUGACUUUGAAAUAUCUAUGGAAUUAAAAACUCCUCUAGCUAAAAAAUACCCCUGCAAAGUGUAGGAAAACAAAUUAUACGGGCAGCCAUAGAUAACAAUUUAACAACAUAUAAAAAGAAAGAAAAUUCUAAACAAACGCAAAAUGAAUAACAAAAAAACUGUUUUACAACAUGAAAGUAAUAACUUAACACAAACAAUUGAAUUACCAACAAAUACGACGGUAGCCGCAGCAGCAGCAACAACUUCAGCAACCGUGAUGAUGACGACAAAUGUAACAACAACAUCUACAUCGACAACGUCUUCAACCAAAGAGAAAGAAAAGAAAGGAGGUUGGUUUCAUUCAUUAACCCGUCGCAAAAAGACUCCAUCACAAUCAUCCAUAAAUUAUACAAAUUCCUCGACUCCAACAUCUAGAGAAUCCAACGACUUCAUGAUAAUGACAACAAAUCCUACAAACAGUUUUUUACAACAGACUAAUAAUAAUAAUGAACCCUUAAUGAGAUCCUGUAAUGCUGGCUUCACGGCCAAUGAUCAUUUAACUUCAGCUGAUGUACCCAGUUGUAGUAGCAAUAGUGCUGGCACACGUAAACGUAAAGAUGAAAAGAACGUAUUUCAACGUUUGCGUAAGCGUAUGGGUUUACGUUUUUCCUCCCUUCGACGUCACAAACACUCAUCGCUAGAUGAAGGAGGUGCGACCACAGAUGCUACAUAUGAGUUUCUUACACAUUCACCGCAACACGAACCAUUACAUUUCAAUUUUAAACGGAGCUCGAGCAGUAACUGCGGCACUGCUGGUCUUUCCACCGAUGACAAUGAUAUGAUACCAUUUACAAAUGAUUUUAAACGUUUCAUACGAAAAAAAUGGCUGGAACGAGAAGAUGGACAAAAUUUAAUAAUGUACGAAGCGAGUUCGGAAAUGUUGAACCAAGUGUGGUAUUGGGGUGAAAUCUCCCGACGUGAUGCCCAAAAACAACUAUCCGACAAACCAACUGGUUCAUUUUUAGUUCGCGACUCCGAGACAAGCGGCUGUCAGUUUACAUUAUCCUUUCGUAUUAUCAACGUUACUCUUCACUAUCGUCUCGAAUAUCGCAAUGAUUAUUGGCAUUUUGAAGAACUGCAAUACGAAUCCAUUGUUGAAAUGAUUGAGGAUAUUUUAUAUCGUUGUACAAAUGAUAAUUUUGUUUGUUUCGUUAAGGUACCAAAUGAAAUGCAACCACCGUUUCCAGUUAUACUAAAAUAUCCACUUAGUCGAUAUUUAAAUAUGCCAAAAUUACAGGAUUUAUGUCGUCGUGCUAUACAGCGUUCAACGAAACCGGAGGAUAUAGCAAAGAUGUCUAUACCGCCGGGUCUACAAGAGUAUUUAGCUGAAAGCCGAGAACUUGUAUUUUAAAAUUUGUAAUUUAUGUGAAAUAUGCAAGAAAGGAAAGAGAAAAAUGUAUGUAUUAUUUUUUAUUAUUAGUAA
This is a messenger RNA of Lucilia cuprina (Australian sheep blowfly), 1869 nucleotides long. RefSeq names its product myosin-G heavy chain (gene Socs44A). The coding region runs from base 550 to 1797 and encodes 415 amino acids. Gene Ontology annotation, biological process: intracellular signal transduction; phosphatidylinositol phosphate biosynthetic process. Gene Ontology annotation, cellular component: phosphatidylinositol 3-kinase complex. The record is from RefSeq and is a predicted model, not a curated record. The transcript is spliced from 3 exons. NCBI's taxonomy places the organism in Eukaryota, Metazoa, Arthropoda, Insecta, Diptera, Calliphoridae. Gene Ontology annotation, molecular function: 1-phosphatidylinositol-3-kinase regulator activity.